Messenger RNA from Anopheles aquasalis, 573 nucleotides. RefSeq lists its product as uncharacterized. Lineage: Eukaryota; Metazoa; Arthropoda; Insecta; Diptera; Culicidae. The record is from RefSeq and is a predicted model, not a curated record.
AUGGGGACGGAUAUGAACGAGGUUCGAGAACGUGCAGAACGAGCCGCUCUAGUGUUUACCCGUGGUGGAUCAAUGGGGUAUCUGCUGGCCAUCGCCAUUCCGCUGCUAGUGCCGGGCCGUAACAUCUAUCUGUCGCACAACUUCGAGGCCAACUAUGGAGUGCCAACGAACGAAACGCAGUACUUCCAGUGGUAUCAGCGCUUUAAGGAUAACAACUUCAAUCUCACUGAAGCGAUCGCCACUAGCCGCCACGAGCGCCGUCGGCGAAGUCUACAUGGAUUCAACAGAAGCUACUUCUAUGGCCAACUGCUGGAGCGAAUGGAGCUGUAUGGGCUCAAUGCGACAGGUUGUAUACUGCGGAUCAUCUGUGAGAUGCGUGAGACACGGGUCGAGGAUCAUAAUGGAGUGUUUGGUGAUGUGCUAGCAGUGAUCUUAAGUCCCUCGUCGUCCAUGGAUGAAAACUUACCGGUGGUGUACUACGAGGCUGAAUCGUCCGGUGCUAAUGAAGGCUGUGACCGAUACCGGGACUUUUGCGCCACUGACUUACUCGGAUUGGUGUCGACCGUGUUGUAG